Racocetra fulgida is the source of this 285-nucleotide messenger RNA. The record is from the annotation of a GenBank genome assembly. NCBI's taxonomy places the organism in Eukaryota, Fungi, Glomeromycota, Glomeromycetes, Diversisporales, Gigasporaceae.
AUGAUUACUAAUCUUGAAUUAACUAAUACCCAAAGUAAUCCAAAUUCUUGCUAUGAUAAAACUAAACGUCAUGAUAUAGAUCAAAAUAGUGGAUAUGCUACUCCGAAAUAUCCUUUUUGUUGUGCUAGUAGCAAAAUACAAUUACUACCUUUACUUAAACCUCUACUCUAUCUAUUAAAUCUUUAUACUUCAACUAAUUCUGAUGCAGUCAACUUUCGUAAAUACGUUAGAGGUUAUAACAGUGCCUUGGCUUGCACUUCUUUUGGUGCUAACAUAAAUAACUAA